Penicillium taxi is the source of this 552-nucleotide messenger RNA. Its product is annotated as GNAT family N-acetyltransferase. Lineage: Eukaryota; Fungi; Ascomycota; Eurotiomycetes; Eurotiales; Aspergillaceae. The record is from RefSeq and is a predicted model, not a curated record. Bases 1 to 552 code for a protein of 183 amino acids. Gene Ontology annotation, molecular function: acyltransferase activity, transferring groups other than amino-acyl groups. The transcript has a single exon.
AUGACAAAAGACAACCUCAAUUUCCGUAUCGCAACUCUAGACGAUGCGGAGAAAAUCCAGCAACUUGUGCAAGAGGCCUUUCGCGCCGAAGAUAGCAGGCAAGACUGGACUGGAAACGUGGAACUCGCACGGGCCUUUACAGUCAAAGUCGAAGACAUCAUAACCACAAUGGCUAAACCAAACAAUGAAUUCCUGUUGGCUACCGAGGAAAAUAACACCCCUAUAUGCUGCGUUGGUGCUUCCGAGCGCGAAAACAGCCAUGCCAGGCUAUUCAUGCUGGCCGUUGACGAUCGUUACCAACGCCAAGGUCUGGGACGUCAAGUCAUUACCUAUGCUGAGGGAUACUGCCAACGGACUUGGAACUCUGAGGUCAUCGAGCUAGAUGCUCUUUCCACCCGCCCGCAAUUGAUUCGUUGGUACAUGCGCUGUGGCUAUCAACAGACGGGCGAGACGAAACCGUUCCCACGUGCCAUUUUCAAGGAGCUGGAACUGCCACAGGAUUUGUGUUUUAUUGAAUUGGAGAAAAGAUUAGAUACAAAGCCGAUAGAUUGA